AUGUGCUACUCAUGGGGCGGCGACCUCUUGGUUGUGGGUAUCAUUGCCAACUACGCGGCUGUGGCCGCUGAUACAUUCAGCUCAGAGCUGGGCAUUCUGUCCAAGAGCGAGCCGAGAUUGAUAACGUCUUUGACGCUACGGAAGGUACCCCGGGGAACAAACGGAGGUGUCACGCUACUUGGACUGGCGGCCGGCCUCUUUGGGUCAAUGGUCAUAGUGGCCGCUUCAAUGGUAUUCCUACCUGCAUGCACUCCUGAAACGGCACCAACCCCCGGCGGCGGUGCGCCCUGGACCCUGGCCCAGAGACGGAUGUUUAUGGGUGGCCUCGUAAUCUGGGGUGCAUUAGGGAGCGUCCUCGACAGCUUCCUCGGAGGCAUACUCCAACGAUCAGUCAGGGAUGUACGAUCUGGCAAGAUUGUCGAAGGCGAGGGUGGUAACCGUGUGCUGGUAUCUGCAACAAGCCGUGCUGCACCAGAAGCUGCUGCGGACGGUGGAGAUGGGGGCAAGGCUGGAGCAGGUAAGCAAGAUGGCUCCGUCAUUGACGACCAAGAUGAGGACGAUGCCAAGUACAACCUCUAUAAUAAGCAUCGAAAGCCCAGCUUCGGGGACCAACGGCCGUCAAGGGUCAUUGAGAGCGGAUGGGAUCUUUUGGAUAACAACGACGUCAACUUUCUCAUGGCGGCUACCAUGAGCGUGGGGGCUAUGGGCGUGGCCAGCUGGUACUGGGGGGUACCUGCCGAGUCGAUAUUGAGUCCUUGA
This is a messenger RNA of Metarhizium acridum CQMa 102, 759 nucleotides long. RefSeq lists its product as uncharacterized. NCBI's taxonomy places the organism in Eukaryota, Fungi, Ascomycota, Sordariomycetes, Hypocreales, Clavicipitaceae. Gene Ontology annotation, cellular component: membrane. The record is from RefSeq and is a predicted model, not a curated record.